Messenger RNA from Rhodofomes roseus, 1523 nucleotides. Its product is annotated as TAFII55 protein conserved region-domain-containing protein. Gene Ontology annotation, cellular component: transcription factor TFIID complex. The transcript has 6 exons. The record is from RefSeq and is a predicted model, not a curated record. Bases 69 to 1523 code for a protein of 484 amino acids. Gene Ontology annotation, molecular function: RNA polymerase II general transcription initiation factor activity. Lineage: Eukaryota; Fungi; Basidiomycota; Agaricomycetes; Polyporales; Fomitopsidaceae. Gene Ontology annotation, biological process: transcription initiation at RNA polymerase II promoter; RNA polymerase II preinitiation complex assembly.
GUGCUUCUCGGCCUCCGGCGUACUCACGACUCUAAACUCGGUGUCCGUUCUCAGGUGACCUCGCCGCCAUGGAAGACGAUCUCAUCGUUGUCGACGACGUAGACGACAUCGACCACGACCACGACCAGGAUCCGGACGACUCUGGUCCGUCCAAGGACGCCGACCAGGACUACCGUCCGACCCGUGCAGCGGCAGCGGCAGCUCUUCGUGCGACCCGUGCAGCAUCAAGAAGAAGCACGCCUCCAGUGUACACCAUGGACUACUCGGAGGGACGAACGACACGCUCCGCCUUGAACAGGAAUAAGCCGCCGCCCAAGCUCAAGCUGAAGCUGGGCGAGAAGGCGGCAGCGAAUGCUCCUGGCAUGUCAUUCCUCGGGCCGUACGACAGGGAACUAGACUCAGACGAUGAGGACUUGGUGUUUGAAGAGCAGUUCGUAUUGCGAAUGCCGCCCGGAGAGGAUUGUGACAGGCUGAGGAAGAUGGUCGCCGCGCGGGACAUCAGCAACGACGUAUGGUUCAAGUUCAAGGACUCGCGACGAGCUGUGUUCCACAUAGGCAACAAAACAUAUGCGGCGAAACUCGUCGACUUGCCAUGCAUGGUCGAGGCACAGAAGACAUUGGACAACAAACAGAUGUUCAAAGUGGCAGACAUAUGUCAGAUGCUCGUCGUUGAUAAGCCCAUCGAGAACGAAGAUGGUUUAACGAGCCACAAGGGUUUCAAUGUCGACGAGUUCAUAUGGCCACACGGUCUCACACCUCCCCUCCACCAUGUUCGGAAACGACGAUUCCGGAAGAGAGUCAACAGACGAACAAUUGAGACUGUUGAGCAAGAGGUCGAAAGACUGCUGGAAGAAGACGCCUUGGCAGAUCAGGUCCGGUAUGACGUACUCGAGAAUGUAAACCCUGACCUCUCCGACUCGGAGUUUAUCGAGAAAGAGAACCCUAUGGACCCCACUACCCCCGGCUUUGUCGGCUCUGAUGCAGGAGAUGCAGCAACCCCUGGUCUAGACCACGGCGAAGGCGAUGAGGAGGGUGACGAAGGGCAAGAAGGCGAAGGGGAGGGGGACAUCGACGAGGAACUUGCUGCCGAGCUUGACCUCGCCUUGGGGGAUGAAGAGGAAGCGGAUGAUGAGGAGGCAGAUGAUGAGGAAGAGGAGAGCGAAGAGGAUGACGAGGAUGACGAUGAUGACGAUGACGAGGCCCAGGCAAGGAAGCUCCUCAAUGAGGAGAUCAGGGACUUGGAGGCGGCGGUUGCGAAGAAGGGCAGUGAGAUUGCCAGCUCAGCGAAUCCUCUCAUCAAGAGGCGAUUCGAGGACGCGUUGAGGAAGCUUCAAGCAGACCUCGACAUGAAGCUCGCCCAGCGAGACGAGCUGAAGGAGAAGCAGAGGAUGAGGAAGGAGGGCGUCGUGCCCGAAGAAGGCGACACCGAUGGUAUCAUCGAAAAGGACGGAGAAGAUGGGGAGGAAGAAGAAGACGAUCUCUUUGGCGACGAACCGGGUGCACCCAUGGACAUUAAUGAGUGA